GAAGCAACCUAUGCAAUGAAUUAAAAUGCUUGUCACUUAGUGGAUUCCGGACAGAGGGCAGUCUUUAAGACCCAGCGAUAGUAUUUGUCUGGAGAGGAAAUGUUGCUUUUUGACAGAUGAGAGAAAUCCCCUUAGUGUUGGCUGUGGGAAGAGAGAAGCGAAGUCAGUCACCUGGUGGUGAAGGCCAGUAAAACAGCGAAGCAGGAGGAAAAUUUUUCUCUCCCUCUCUCCCUUUCUCUCCCUCUCCCUCUUUUCUCUCCGUAGGAUCCACCUCCUAUUCUCUCAACUCUUUUAGCAUAACCUUCAAAGGAGAACGUUCCCUUCUGACUUUAUUAUCUUCUUUUCCCUACUGAGAGAAUACCUCUCAGCUGCAAGACAUUUUUUAAGUCUAUGCAGGACUUCGGGGAUUCUGUUAUCUUGCCAGGGAAAUUGAUCAUUGCUAAUGUCUGGGACUGGAGCUAAAUUAGCUAACAGAGUAAGCCUGGCGGAGGAAGGCUUUUAUCAUACACUCUUCUCUUCAGUUUUAACACAUUUGCUUGAAAUUUGCCGCAUGAUGCUGACCAGGGAAGCAGCUUUUUUUCUCGGGAUGCAGCAAUUCGCUGGUUUCUAAGCUUAUUGCAGAAGGAGAAAUAAUCUUAGAGUGGAUAUUUUUUUCCUUUGGCCCCUACUUCAAUCGACUCAGCUGUGUUGCACCGCGGUGCAGAUCACCUGUCACUAAAUCUUUGAGGAAGUAAAACAAAGUGAAUUAUCAUUAUUAUUUAUUUAUCUUCCUUAUUUUUAACCCGGUGGAGGCGGCGUGACCACGGAGAAUGAGACUGAGAGGAGCUGCCGGGGCUUGGAGGAGGAUAAAGCUGAGUUUAAGCUGGAAACUAAAAGACUAGAUUGCUUUUGGCUGCGCCUCGCCCGGUUCCUCUCCACUUCGUUUAGUUGCGCUCCAUGGACAGAUCAACGAACCUGGACAUCGAGGAGCUCAAGAUGACCCGAGAACAAUACAUACUAGCAACACAACAGAAUAACCUGCCAAGGACAGAAAAUGCACAGCUUUACCCAGUGGGAAUUUAUGGAUGGCGAAAGAGGUGCUUAUACUUCUUUGUCCUUCUGCUGUUGGUUACCAUGAUAGUUAACUUAGCCAUGACAAUAUGGAUAUUGAAAGUUAUGAAUUUCACUGUGGAUGGUAUGGGAAAUCUGAGAGUCACCAAGAAGGGAAUCCGACUUGAAGGUAUAUCUGAGUUUCUACUUCCAUUGUAUGUGAAAGAAAUUCAUUCUCGAAAGGAUAGUCCACUGGUCUUACAGUCUGACAGAAAUGUAACAGUGAAUGCAAGAAACCACAUGGGGCAGUUAACUGGACAGCUGACUGUAGGAGCUGAUGCUGUGGAAGCUCAGUGUAAAAGAUUUGAAGUGAGAGCCAGUGAAGAUGGCAGGGUGCUGUUUUCUGCAGAUGAAGAUGAGAUUACCAUUGGGGCUGAAAAGCUGAAGGUUACAGGCACUGAAGGAGCUGUAUUUGGGCACUCUGUGGAGACGCCACACAUCAGAGCAGAGCCAUCUCAAGAUCUCAGGCUUGAAUCACCCACCAGAUCCUUGAUCAUGGAAGCUCCUCGUGGGGUCCAGGUGAGUGCUGCUGCAGGAGACUUCAAGGCCACCUGCAGAAAGGAGCUCCAUUUGCAGUCUACAGAAGGGGAGAUAUUUUUAAAUGCAAAGACAAUCCGGCUGGGAAAUCUACCAACCGGCUCCUUCCCAUCUUCUUCACCCGGCUCCUCGAGUUCUCGACAGACAGUGUAUGAACUCUGCAUCUGUCCCAAUGGCAAACUUUACCUUUCUCCAGCAGGAGUAGGUUCCACUUGUCAGUCCAGUAGCAACAUCUGCUUGUGGAGCUGAAGUGACUGAUUUCUCCUCACACCAGAAUAGCCUUUUGUUCCUGUCCGUCUGCUUCACAGUUCUGCUCGGUUUCCCUUGUGAUCAGUCCAGAGCUGCUUUGAAUGGUCCACAGAGCAACUUCCAGUGUGAGCAGGGAUUCUCCACCACUUUCCCUUGUGAUUUACCGUACUGCUCAACACAGAGUGUGAGUGACACUGCAGUGGAAAAAGCAUCAUCAGCAGGAAAACUGGAUCAUGACUUUUGCUCAAAAGGGAGAAUAACAUAGGUGCCUUUGCUACAUGAAGUGAAGCACACAGUUUUAGAUUUUUGCAGGACUUGGAUAUAAACUGCACAUAUAUACAUUACAUAAAUGAAAUUCCCAGUAUCCAAUGGCAAGAUGAAAUGGUUAACCCUGUAAGAAAACUUAUUCUACAGUCUGAAAGCACAAUUUUCCAUUCAUCUUUUUGGAUGUAAACUUUUAUCCCCAACUUUUAGAAUUUUGAAGCAUUAUGUAAUGCUUGCUUUACUAAAAAUUAAAUUCAAUACAUGGUUUUUAACAAAACAAAACAAUACAGAAUCUCUCCCUGAGUUUUCAUUUUGUUUCUUUAAUUUCAGUGUGUUGUUACUCUUUGUCUACGAAGUCUACAAUUUUGUACAUUAGGUGAUUUUGAAAGCACUCAGCAAUAUAAUCUUUACAGAAUUAACAAAAUGCCAUUUUAAUGUCAUUUGUCAAAUCUAGAUGGCUUUAUGUAGUAUUUACAUGGCUACUGCAUGUGAUGUAUUUGCUUUUAACAUCUAACUGAUUGCAAUAUAAGAUAGGAUUAAGAAGGACAUGCUGAUGGUAUUAAAUGCAUAGAUCAUUUUUUAAAAAUUCACAUACUAUCCUUUACACCUAGGUUUUAAUAGUAUAAUUUGUGUUUGCUCUAUUCACUUUGCACUGAUUCUGACUGCUAAAAUUCAGACAUCCUCCAAAUAAAUAAUACUAAUUUGAUGCAUAAUGAUGGGAAUAAAUUCACUUCCAUUGGGAUAUCAUCUUCAAAAUUAUUAUCUAUUUAUUUUUUAUUGUAGGUUAAGAUUUAAAGAAGUUAGAAGUUAACUUAAAGAUUCUUGACUAAACAGUAAAAAUGACAAAUGCUAAUAAACAUAUUGAAAAUGUGUUUACUACAUUAGAUUCAUACCUUCAGGAACUGAGUCACAUUUCUAUUCAGCUCUUAACAUAUAUUUACUUUUAUUAGAUUGUUAAGCUACUGUGACAUCAAAAAUUAUAGUUAUUUUCAUUCUCCACUGCUUACUUUUAUAUAUGUCCUCUUAAUAACUUUAGAAUAUUACAGAUUCAUUUAUCACAAUACCCCUUAACUCAGAUUCUUGAAACUUAUAGAAUCAAGGAAUGUAAAACUGUAGUAAGUAUUCCUAUUAUGGGAAGAUGACUUAAUUACUGUUACUGUAAAGUAAGUCCUGAAUUUUCACAUGGCAAUCAACUUUUUGCUCCCCCAUACACACUACCAACCAGCAUGUUGAAACUACAUUUUGGAAAUGAAUGGCUGUACAGUGUUUGGAUUUCAGGUCUCUACAGCUCAGAGUGAAUUGGGAUUUUAGAACUUGUUGAAAAACAUGUGGUUAAUGAAAGUAGAAGUACUGGCAAGGCAAGUUGAAAAGCGAUUAACAUUUUACCAGAAUGAUCUUGUUUGUAUGACCUAGCAUAUCAAAUAACAAAAAGCCCAUUUCCAGUGUACUCAGCAGAAGGGUUCAAAAGCUAAUUUGUUAUUUUAAAAUAAAAUUUGACUUGUGUUUGGA
Molecule: messenger RNA, 3648 nt
Organism: Sapajus apella (tufted capuchin)
Lineage: Eukaryota; Metazoa; Chordata; Mammalia; Primates; Cebidae
Gene: SGCZ
Product: sarcoglycan zeta
Exons: 8
Coding region: 937-1875 (312 amino acids)
Biological process (GO): heart contraction; cardiac muscle tissue development
Cellular component (GO): sarcolemma; sarcoglycan complex
Source: RefSeq, a predicted model, not a curated record